Molecule: messenger RNA, 6324 nt
Organism: Leptosia nina
Lineage: Eukaryota; Metazoa; Arthropoda; Insecta; Lepidoptera; Pieridae
Source: the annotation of a GenBank genome assembly
AUGGCCGAUAAGAAAAAAUUGCAGGCAGGGGGAGAUGCACCUGAUAAAAAACAAAAGGGUAAAGGUAAGGAAGAACCAGAGGAACCGGAAGAGGUACCGAAGACUCCCUCACAAAUCGCCCGAGAGGAAGCCGAAUAUAGAGCCUACUUACGCAAGCAAAGAUUCAAACGAAAAUGGCCAGAAAUCACGAAAGUGAAGAUCAAAACACGGACGUGGAGGCCGCCGCCGCCCCCGCAAAAGAUGCCCAGAGUGAUAAUUGAGUUACCAGAACUCGAAACUCGGAAAUGGAUUCCACCUUACCUCAGACGGCGGCGACGAAGACCCAAAAAGUCAAGGAUACCCCCGGAAGAGAUGACGCAGUCUUUAUACGAAUGUGCUAAACUGAAAAAGAUUUGGCACAACUUUGGUCAAGUCGAGAAAAACAAGAUGAUACUUCAGGGCAGCGUUGGCUGCAAUUCAAAGAAGUAUUCGUCUACGACCUGUGGUUCUCAAACAGCAUGCAUUGCAGUCGUCUGUCGAGCUUUACUGGAAGAGAAGACACCAGCUGAUCUGGUGAGAAGAGAUGUGGACGAGGUGGUAGAUGGAGGAGAUAGAUAUUACAAGCAGUGUAUGCUCGCUAUGAAGUGUUAUAAGGGUAAACCUCAUCUGCAAUUGAACCAACUGUUAACAUCGUUCUACUUCCACGAUAGCAAGUAUACAGUGAAAAUGGUGGAAACUGACAGAGGGUUGCUGGCCAAGCAUCCGGAUAAUAUUCAGGCGGAAGCUGAUUUAAUGGCGUUGAUGGAGAAACGUAUAGGCUCAACGUAUAUGAUGAUUUUAUCAGCUGGAGACAAGCACUUUUUGAUCUGGGGUCAUCCACCACCACCAGAAGCUGGGAGUCAAGUGAAGACCGUCUGUUACAUUUUUGACCCCCAUAUGCUGAACAACUUGGGUCAGCCGGAUAAACUGUUCGGCGCAGGCGCAUUCCUAAGAUACGCUGGUGUGACGUCGUUUGUGCUGGAUUUUCUUGCCAAUUAUGGAGACCUGGAUGCCGCGAAGAAGGGCACCCCUAAGCCUCCGAUCACCCUGACUAGCAUCGAGGUGGUCCAAAAAGAACCACUAAUUCGAGAACCGGAUUACGAGUUGGACCUGAAAGCUUUGAAGAUCCACUGCAGAAGCGAAUGGGACAGCAUGAACAUCAACGCACUCAUCGAGAAGAAGAUUAAAGAAGGGAAGUACCCGCAGUGUUCAUUAAGUGCAGUGAGUUUAGCGACAUCUAGAGCUACAUCAAGGAAGAAGGUGCGUGACUUCUACCAGAAGCAGCCGAAAGAACCUCCACCUCAAUUACCGAUGGCCCCGGAGAAGGCUCCUCCUGGACCAACUAUAGACCAGUUGAUGCAAUUGCGCGGCGAAGACUUUUUCCUCUACUGCCCUAAAUCUGAUGGCCAUUCAUUCGGAAGAGACGACAUGAUACCCCGACCGAAGUCAGAGACGGUGUUACACAGCCCAGUUGAGAUCGCAGACCAGAAUUACCACUCGCAGUACCAACAAAUUGACGUGGAAAAGUGGAUUCUGCGCGCCACAAGACACAUGGCUAGCUACAGAUAUCAGACGUUCAAAACGUUCACGAGCAUAGCUUGCUGCGUGGCUGCACUCGGUAUGUUGCAUAGAUAUCGCGCGAGAGCGUGGAACGAAGACGUGCUGGACGAGACUCUGGAUGUCGGAUGGAAUUUCUUUAGGGAAUCCUUACUAGAGAGAAGUGGGCCGAUAAGAAGGCUUGUGCUCGGAGAACUGAAGGAAACAUUUAGGAUACGCGACACUGAGUAUAGUCAUAAGGACCGUGGUAUAGCUGUGUGGGGAAAGCUAAUUUCGGGAGACCCAAAAGUUCUCGAUCUAUGUAGAGGGCUCGAGAGCUUUUUCAAGGAAUGCGAUACAGGCAUUUUGCAGAUUCCAGGCGAAAUUGAAGUUUCAAUCUGGAACGAGGGUGGAAAGUACUACUGCUACCACCCAUGGCCUGCUGAUCGAUAUGGAUAUAAGGUUGGACUGCAAGAUGGCGGUAAAGCCUGCCUACUGUACUUCAGUCGAGUGUCUAGACUCUGCGAACAUUUUUUGGACAGCGUGGCCGAUUUGAAGCGGAAACCCUUCAGCAUAGCCGACGUUGUUGUGUCCGAGAGACCAGAAAUGCCGGAACCGGUCAAUAAGUUGAAACCGGUGGCACCAAACAAAUGGGUGAUCAGAGGAAGGUUCCAUGAAGCAGAUGCUCGUUUCCCUGAGGAGCAUAGAGGGAAGCAGGCCACUCCGGCAUCCAUUGCAGCUAUAGCCAUGGCUCACGUUAUUGAGCCUCCGGCCUGGACGAGCGAUGAUGUGGAUGAGACGGUCAUCCGCGGUGACAUACUCUAUCAAAGCACAAUGGAAUAUCUAGAGAAAAUGGGUGUCAGCCUCGAAACACCGAAAGUUGAUGAAGAAGCCGGAGAAGAGGAGGAGACGGGUCCCACUGGCACCCUCGCUGCCGUUGACGUUAUGAACAGGUUCAAGAUAUCGGAGUAUGAUUGCAUUGAGACCGAAGUUCUGGACAGCGCCUACAGCGGUGAACUUAGUCCUCAACCGGAUUCGGGUGUGGUCUCGCUGAAGGAUUCUCUCAAGAAAUUAUUUAAGGAGCACUCUUAUGCCGUGGUCACAGCACGAGGCGGCUCUACGGCCAUCUGGAGGCACGAGGAUAGCUUCUACUUCUUUGAUCCUCACGGGUGUGAUGAGAAUGGGUACCCUUCUGACGAGCCUCGUGCAACUGCCUGCCUCGUCCGCGUGAAGGGAAGCACGGACGACCUGGCCAAUGUGAUAUUGGGAAACUUGGCUCCCGGGAACGACGACAGCUUCAACAUAUCGCCGGUGGCUGUUACUGCUAGCAAACUGAACGCCGAGUUGGGCGCACCAGAGACCAAGCUUGAGAAUAAACAAUUCCAGUGGAUUUCAAAAGGCACAGCGGCCAUUUUGAUGGGUCCACGGGGCGAGAAUACAGCGAUCGGAAAACUUGCUGACAAAGCUGGCAUUGGGGGAGAAGACAUGGCUGGACGUACUCUGGCGCUGCCAGCUGCUGCGGCCUUUGCUGCGGCCGCCGAGUCAGUUCCACCCCCUCAUAUGCACCAGGAUCACAUGUAUAACUUCUUAGAUGCUGGUACGGAAUACUAUCUUAACUAUUAUAAGAAAACGGGUAAAAAAGAGUUAACACCCGAAGACCUGACGGAGAAGUUUGAGAUGGGCGCGAACACAUUCUCGAUAGAGCUGGGAGAGCCGAUACGGUUACCUCUCAGGCUGCCCGACGAACCUGCUGGGGAGGGUGGCGAAGAAGAACCGGAGCCAGAUGAGAUAGGGGAAGGCGAAGAGGAAGAAGAGAAAGAACCGCCAAUGAAACAAAUAAAAGACGCCCUCUUCAGGAUGUGGUAUGAUGAAACUAAACCUACGACUGUGUCCCUCCUGGUGGGUGAUUACCAUCAGAUGGGAGUGUGGAUGAGAGCCGGUGGAAAGGUGGUGGCAUUUGACCCGGCGCCGACCCUCACCAAGGGAAUAUUGACAAGCCAGAGAAUUGCGAAGGGUGAUGAGUUAAGACUACAAAGGAUAAAGGAUGAGAUGGCUGGUGAAGGUGGCGGUGGUGGCGACGAAGAUGAGGAAGAAGCUGGUGCUGAGGGUGAAGAAAAACCUGAACCCGAGCCAGAAUUCGUCCCCCCAGAAUCCUGUCCAGCUCUUAUGGUGUUCGCUAGUCCUGGAGAGUUUAUUGAUAAAUUAACUCUCCAAGGCGGACUUGACAAGAAACAGUGUCUAGCUCCUUACAAGCUUUAUCCGGUGAAAGUCACGAACGAACUCACAUCAGUGCUGAAGGAGAAGAAAGCUCCUGCAGCGAAGAAGGCAGAGGAUGAAGGUGCCGAUGAGGAAGAGGGAGAAGAGCUGGUCGAAGAACUAGAUGAAGCAGCUAUCGGCAAGUAUUUUACGCGCCUAGGAAGAGCAGUUGCAUCCGUCCGCGGUCGAGUUGCGCAGAAUGAGAACUACUUCCUUGAUCAACCUAAUAGGGAUAAUCAGGAUGCAGCAAACGCGGCGAUGGGGAUAGUCGUAGAUCAUAUAGAACCCUACAUCCAUUGGAAGACUGCGCUUUUGGACAGCAUGCUGAAGUACGGGGACAGGCUGUACAGCAUGUCCGUGCCUCGGGCCGCUAAUCCGCCCAAGUUGAAACCCAGUGAGCUGGUCCCCAACUUUCACGUUACUAGUUUUAACGUGAAGUUGGAGGUCGAAGCGGAUGUUGUAACUGGAGACAUCAAAGCUGGUGAUACCGGUCCAGUUGUGGGACUUAAGAGGGGCAUAUUAAAGUUCUUUGAGACGUACAAGCACGGCAUACUCUGCGCGAAGGAGUACUGUGUGGCUAUUUGGCGGGCAGCAGACGAUAAGUCGUAUUGUAUGUGGGAGCCCCACGCUGUCGGGCCCCAGGGGCUGGUGUCUCCGGGGGGAGGUUGCGCAUUGAUCGCUUACUCUAUGCCAGAACAGCUGGCUAACACGUUCUCUAGUAACAUCGGGAGACUGGCAAGGGCUGGUUCUAACAAGUUUAGUAUAUCAGCCGUCAAGGUAUUCUGGGAGCUGUCCAAAACCCCUGGACCAGUGACGCCGCAGGGUACAGUGCCUGACGAAGGAUAUGAAUGGAAAGUGCUAACUGCUUACGUGGAAACAGCGCGUGGUAGAACUAUCUUGAGAGGUUCUCGACCACCGGACUUGGUCAAGUUUACUCGAGACGCGCUCCUUCAGUCAGCUUGCGGUGCGAUAGUCAGUGCUUGCAUGUCCCACAUUCGUCGACCGCACCUCUGGACACGGCGUACUGUCGACGAGACAAUGGCGGUCGCCUGUCAGCUGUUCACCGCAUCGCUGGGCUCGCUGGGCUACGAGUUCAGACCCGGAGAAGAUGUGUUGCUGCCUUUACAGGUAUUGAAACGCUUCGUCCUCGGUGUCAAUUACGUGAGGUAUGACCUGCAGCAGGUUUACACUGGAAAGCUGGAACAGAAGGAACCCACGGAGAUGACUGUGAGAUGUGCUUUGGAGAGAUUCUUCGAGUCCCACACGCACGGGAUUCUAUGGUCUGUCCCCCAUGCUGUCGCUGUGUGGAGGGUAGCGGGAGCCCCGUCCUACUAUAUGAUGGAGCCCCACGCCUGUGGCCCGACGGGGUUGAGGGUAGACGCUCAGGAUGAUGGAGCGGCUUGUGUUCUAACAUUCACAUCAGCCAAGUUGAUGGCAUUUGCCUACCUCCAAAAUAUUCCAGUGGUAGAGCGACCGAAGCACGAUUUCCAGCUGUACGCGAUGGCAGCUGUUAUCCAGCCCAUCAAGAAGUUGGGGGGCGUUGAACCGCCCCUCGUUCGUGCACCACCCGGAGUGAGACUCGUUCCGGCUACGAGUAAGGUUGAUGUGCACGGGGGCAAGCGCCGAGCGUCCGAGUCGGAUAGGAAACAUCCCCCCGGCAGUGCCACCUGCGUAGACGCUCAACGUGCCUCCGAGAAGCGAGAUAAGGAGGAAGGGAAGCUGAAAGGUCAACGGAACACGAGCGGAUGGCUUGUACUCCACGAUGGGACGCAGUUCUUGUCUGCACAGCACUCUAUGGCCUGCAGGAAAUUCCCAUAUGCAUCUAGAGGAAACCAGGCGGUGGCGUGUUCCGUGAUGGCAAUAGCCAUGUCUCGCGUGGAGGACGUGUGCCGCUGGUGUUCCUCCACGUUGGAUCAGAUCCUCGAAAGUGGGGACCAACUCUACCAGGACAGUUACUUGCACUUCCGACCCAACUCGAAGAUAUUGCACAUGCAACAGGUCCUCCGCAAGUUCUAUACUCCUGGUAACUGCGUGUGCCGGGUCGUGGUGUAUAGAGCUAGGCAGAAGGGAAUCGUCGACGAUGACCUGGUAGAUCAGGUUGCCGAAUUCUUUCGAGAAGAGAGGUCUGGUGUACUGGUUGCCGGCCGUGGAGACUUCGCAGUCGCAUUGUUCAGAACGCCCCGAGGAUUUUACAUGUUCGACCCGGCCGACAGAGACCGCUACGGUCGCGCUGUGGCACCACCUUGCACCGGCCGCGCCAGAGCCUGCUUCUCACAAUACCCCAAUGUCAAAACGCUGUGCGAGAAACUAGGACCUAAUAUACCGCCCGUUACUGGUGUCAAACAGGACGAUGAUUCAUCUACUAAAGACGUAAAGGUGAUAACGGAUAAAUCCAGAGAAUCUAAGGACGAAUCUAAAGAAGAUAAAGAGGUUCAUUUUGAAGAACCAGCCUCGUUUGCAAUAUAUGGCAUGGAUGUAACCAGCCUCCGAAGAUUGAAUCAGCAUGAAAGAUGA